Coprinopsis cinerea okayama7#130 is the source of this 1494-nucleotide messenger RNA. RefSeq lists its product as hypothetical. The record is from RefSeq and is a predicted model, not a curated record. Gene Ontology annotation, cellular component: RNA polymerase III complex. The transcript is spliced from 4 exons. The coding region runs from base 1 to 633 and encodes 210 amino acids. Gene Ontology annotation, biological process: transcription initiation at RNA polymerase III promoter. Lineage: Eukaryota; Fungi; Basidiomycota; Agaricomycetes; Agaricales; Psathyrellaceae. Gene Ontology annotation, molecular function: nucleotide binding.
AUGGAGGUCGUAAAUGCACGAGCAGCUCUGCUCUCCAACUACGAAGUCCUUUCUCUCCUCAAGGAGCUUGAAGAGGACCACAUAGCACGCACCAAGAAAAUCCAAAAGAUCAAAAAGGAUGAAGAAGCGGCGGGAACAUCUAUACCAGGCAACAUCGGCUCCGUCCUCGAAACGAGUGAAAAUCUAAGGACAAUUGAAGUCGAGGCAAUCCAAUACCUCUCAUCCGACUAUUUGCCGACCUCCACCCAAACCGAAGAAAGCAUAACCAACCUCGUCAAAAAGCUCGAACCCUACGACCUCACCAAAGCUGAAAAACUUCAAAUCGUCAACCUCGUACCAACCGCCGCUGUCGAACUCUACGUAAUCGUCGAAGAACUAGAGGACCGUUUCGGCGACCAAAUGGACGCCUUGCUCGCAACCAUCCAAGAAAUAGCAGAGGCUACGCAAGGAGCACCUGCCGCAGCAGCAACCACGGCGGUUAACGGCACAACCCACAUGCAGCUUGACGAAACAACAUGGACAAACCCUGCAGACUUUGGAGACGACGCAGAUGCAGUGUACGACGAAGAAAUGUUUGACGAUACGGGAGAGGGAGCAGGUGUCGAAGGCGAUCUUGACGUGGAGGAAGACUGACGGAUCAGGCUCAGUCGUUUCAAGUCAUCCUGACCUCGCCGUUCGAGUAUAUCAGCGCUGCAAGCUUAGCGACUGUUAACCCACUGGAACGUAUGGCCCAGUCUGGGUGCAAACCGCUCCCCCUAUAAGCGGCACUUGGAUUACUGUGCAUUCAUCGACGAAGGUCUGGCAAUAACCCAAUAGCCCCGACCAACCUGGAGAAGCGCUCUCAGAAGGUCCGAAUUCGAGAUAACAUUUUCUUGAAUUGCAUGUUUUACCUAGUUGACUUGUUGGACACAGCAUAAAAGACAGACUCGGGCGGGCAUAUAACAAUCCAACUUCAAAAAAAAAAACACAACUCCGAAAGGUUCUACAGACAAGGAGUGAACGCACAGGAAAGGGAGAAGACUAGCGCACGUAUUACUUUGUCUACCGAUAAAUAACCAACAAACAGGGAGCAAAAGUUAUCACCGGCAGCAAAGGUUGGUAAGGGUAUCGUAAACUUGUAAGGAAGUUGAAACGGAGAACCAAGAUUCAAUGUGGGGUACGUACAAGCACAACCGACGAUGACCCAAAACGCAAACUCUGGCGGUGAUAACUAAUACACGGUGAGGAGAACAAAAAGGUGGAGAAAGGUAAAUGAGGGAAACCGGCCGACGAACAAAGAGACUUUGGUGGCGGGAUGCGGGUAAAGAGUGAUUUGAAAAAAGAAUGGUAUGGUGGAAAUGACUGUAUGAACGAAGUCCGUGAAUGAAAAGAGUCCCAUUCAGGCUCGAGUUUGGUUUGGGGGCGUGGUAAGGAAUAAUGCUACGGGUAAGCUAAUGAGGAUGCUGGUGAGGAUUAAUGUGUGAGGCAGUUGGGCAUUACGGUUAUGGAUAGCUC